GAUACAGAUAUAUUUAAUUAGGCAAACAAAAUCCAAAGUAUCUCUGGAAAGGUCCAAAACAUGAUCAGGAUCGACACCACAGGCAAAGAUGCAGGUGGAAGUGAUGUUAAGACAGUUUGUAGAGGAAAUGGAAAGUGAUGAAGAGGCAGGUUAACCUGACAAUGUUUGUGAAUGAGAGAGACACACGAUCAGUGUAGUACUUGUGAAGCUGGAAAAACCUAUAAAGAGUAAUUCCAUUCUUGAUCACAUUGGAAAUGCACUGAACCUUACUCCCUCCAAAUCGGCCAACAAUAUUCAUUCAUAAAAAGGCAAACGUCAUUUGUAUCACACAUUUCUCGACAAAGUUAAGCACAAUGAAGCCAAAACCGAGAACAUUUUUCUUCACACAGCUAAAAUGGUUUUCUGAUCAGUAUAGGUGGUUGGUUUCAUUAGAUAUUCCUGACUCACUACUUUUUUCCAGUAUAUCUUACAGACUUUUAGAUAAAAUGGUUGAAAGCGCCAAGAAUUGCAAUCAAAGCUCCUGGAACAGCUGGCGAGGGAACCUUUAGAUUGGAAUAUUCUAACUACUUUCUUUCUUAAUUAUUACACUACAAUACCAUGCUUUGGCAGUCCUUCUCAUGCCAAUAAACCGACCGAGUGGGAGUGGGAGAGAGGGGGGAAGGGGUGGAGAAUGGGAGGGAGCAAAAUGUUGUCAGAGAAAGUUUCGAGGUUUGUGCUCUUGUGGUGAGCAGUGCAUAUUUUUGUCACUUCCUCUUGUAACCCCCGCGAACAGGACAGGAGCGCCAAAAGAAGGAGGGAGAAAGUGAAAGAGGGAAGGGUGGUUCAGUGAUUAUGUGCUAAGGAGGUGUGUGUGUGUGUGUGUGUGUGUGUGUGUGUGUGUGUGUAGAUGAACGCCACUCUCUCUCUCUCUCUCUCUCUCUCUGUGUGUGCGUGUGUGUGUGUGUGUUUGUGUACUUUCAGAGCGUUCCCACUUCAGCCAACAUCCUGAAGCGGGACACUCUCCUCUCCUCUCCUCUCUCCUCCAGACCAACACAUGGACUCCAGCAGCCUGAAGAGAAGGCGGUGAGGGGAGCAACUUUUCAGAAGAGAGAUAAAUGGUGGGAGGGAAGUCUGCUGUCGGUUUCCUGGACUGAGCUGAGAGUGUUGGAGUUGCAAUAGGAGGCAAUCCUCCUUUCCUGUGUGCAAUUGUGUGUCAGUGUCUAUAAAUAUAUAUGCAUAUAUAUGUGUGUGUGUGUGUGUGUCUGUGUGUUUUCUGUCUGCCUGAAGAUCGGGACCACAAACUGGGCUGAAAAAGACUUGCGGAUGCGGCAAAGAGGAGGACCAUCCAAAAGAGAAGAAGAGCAAAGUGAUAAAACAGCAGUGGCCGGGAUUAGACUGAGCGGAGAAGAGGAGAGCGAUACAUAGUACGAAGGGGGAAACUCACCUGGGCCUGACUCCUUCCCCUGUCAUGGGCUGCCUGCUGGCCCUGACCCUCGCCUACCUGGCCUACCUGCUGGCCACUGCCAUCGGCUCGGAGCGACAACAGCACCGCGUGCAGCACGGCCCGUGCAGCUACACCUUCGUCCUCCCCGAGGUGGAGCACUGCCAUCCCCCGACGGACUUCCAGGUCACCAACGACCUCCAGAGGGACUCCCCGCCCGAGGCCGAGCCAGAUUCGAGCCAAGCCAAGCAGGGCAAGGCCCAAAAGGAGAGGUCUUCCUGGCAGGAGAGAAAGCUGGAGAGUCUGGAGAGUGCCAUGGAGAAUAAUACCCAGUGGCUGCACAAACUGGAGAAUUUCAUCCAAGAGAAUGUGCGCUCUGGGAUGGACGAAAUAAAGAGAACUGCGGUACACACCCAGACAGCCGCCAUGCUUGAGAUGGGAACCAACCUCCUCAGCCAAUCAGCAGAGCAGACUCGCAAACUGACGGACGUUGAGACCCAGGUGUUAAACCAGACAAGCCGCCUGGAAAUCCAGCUGCUCGAGUACUCUCUCUUCACUAACCGGCUGGAGAAACACAUUCUCCUGCAGACUCAGGAAAUCUCACGCCUCAGCGAUAAAAACAGUUUUCUGGAACAGAGGCUCUUGGCUCUGGAGGCUCGGUAUGGGAGAGAACUGCAGGGCCUGCAGAGCGAGAAGCAGCAGCUUCAAGAGCUUCUGGAGAGGCAGAGUCGACUGGUCGGUCAGCUCCAGGGUGAGCUGGGCAGCUCCACUCUCAACAGCACCUUACUUCAGAGACAGCAGGCCGUGCUCACAGACACUGUUCAGCAGCUGCUGGCCAUGGUUAACCACUGCAAUGAAAUCUCCAGCAUGCCCAAAGCGGAGUCUCUCCGUUUCAGGGACUGUGCAGAGAUCCUGCGAUCUGGAGCGUCAGAAAGUGGACUAUACAGCAUACGCCUCCCUAACUCCACCCAGACUGUCAAGGUGUUCUGUGAUAUGAAGACUAGAGGUGGCGGAUGGACGGUACUGCAGCAUCGGACAAACGGCUCCGUCAACUUCCACCGUGGGUGGAGGGACUACAAAGUGGGCUUUGGAGAGCCGUCUGGGGAACACUGGCUGGGAAAUGAUAUCAUUCACAGGCUGACUAACUCCCAGGAAUACAGUCUGCACAUCCAGCUAAAAGACAGAGAGGGGAACGAAGCCUUCUCACAUUACGACCGCUUCUACAUAGAUGGAGAAGGCCACAACUACAGCCUUCAUGCCGAGGGGUUCAGCGGCACAGCUGGACGGUCCAGCAGCCUUACCCACUCUGGCACCCAAUUCAGCACCAAGGACAGAGACAACGACCACUGCACCUGCAAGUGUGCACAGCUCGCGUCAGGAGGUUGGUGGUUUGAGGCUUGCGGCCCGUCCAACCUGAAUGGCAUAUAUUACCCUCCCUCUUCCAGUGUGGUCCGCUACAAUGGCAUCAAAUGGUACUACUGGAAGGGUCCAAAUCUGAUGGCUACUACGACAACCAUGAUGGUGCGCCCAGCAAACUUCUAAAGCAUGGCUGAUUCAUGAUGUCUGAUAAUGAAAAGAAAUCCACCUCCAGCCAAUGCUGCCCAGAAACUGGUUUACUUUAGGAGGAAUCAGACUGUUGGACAUCCUGGUUGCUGCAACAACUGCCUGGGGACAAACACAGACUCUCAGCAGAUGACUGUUUAGCGAAUUCCUGUGUGAGGAAUUCCACUCACAAAAUUUAGUCACCAAAGUGUCCAGACUAUAUUAAAAUGAAGAUUGAUGCCGAGAGGCCGCAGAAUCACAACUUAUUAUGCAGACACAAAUUACCAGUUACUCCACCAAAAAACGUAAUCCAAUGAAUAAAUUGAUUCAUCAUUAGAACCACUGUAUGGCAACACCUAUGUUGAUGUUAACAUAUGAAACCUUGAGCUGUGUGUUUUGUCUAUUUGCUGUAUUUCUUCCCAACUGCAUAGAUUCACAGACAGCUAUUUGUAAAUUUUACAGAAAGUUCACUCAUUAAAAUGUUUACUAUGUA
This is a messenger RNA of Scophthalmus maximus (turbot), 3455 nucleotides long. It is a transcript of the gene angpt2b, whose product is annotated as angiopoietin 2b. Bases 1448 to 2962 code for a protein of 504 amino acids. Lineage: Eukaryota; Metazoa; Chordata; Actinopteri; Pleuronectiformes; Scophthalmidae. The transcript is spliced from 9 exons. Gene Ontology annotation, biological process: Tie signaling pathway. The record is from RefSeq and is a predicted model, not a curated record. Gene Ontology annotation, molecular function: receptor tyrosine kinase binding.